Vicia villosa (hairy vetch) is the source of this 950-nucleotide messenger RNA. RefSeq lists its product as uncharacterized. Lineage: Eukaryota; Viridiplantae; Streptophyta; Magnoliopsida; Fabales; Fabaceae. The transcript is spliced from 3 exons. The coding region runs from base 45 to 737 and encodes 230 amino acids. The record is from RefSeq and is a predicted model, not a curated record.
UUCUUCCUUCUCUCUAUGUUGCUGACUCAUCACUGUAACUGAAAAUGGCGGAGAACUCCAACGGCAACGACGUCCACGUGGAACAACAACAGCAAGAAGAAGAAGAAUCGGAAAAUCUGAACUACAGAAAAGAUAAAUCAGUGAAACAAACCUUGCCGGAGGUCCUUAACCGUCUCGCUUCCGACAUACUUUUUCCGGAACCUGCUGACGGUAAUUCCUUACUUCGCCGGAUCAAAAUCUCCGUCGCGGAGAACGCUUGUCUCGUUCCAGAAGCUUCUAGAAACUCCGCGCACGAUGUUCUCCUCUGGACUCGCCGCGGAAGUCCUCUCCGUGCUCUCCUCGUUAUCUCUGUUGGGACGGUUACUUUUGUUUCUCUUACAGGACUGCUUGUCUUUAUGCUUUUCUUUUUGGCCGCAACCAUAAAUGCCAUUGUCAUAUCACUGCUCAUGUCUUUAGCUGCAGCUGGAGGGUUCUUAGCUUUUUUCUUUGUAUGUGCUACUGCUAUAUACAUUGGAGCACUAUCAAUAGCCAUAUUUGUGAUUUCUGUUACUACAUUCUGGACAAUUGUGGCUGUUCUGAUUACCUCAGGCUGGAUUGGAUUUUUCUAUACUGUGUGGCUGAUAACUAGGAAGAGCUUCGGCUUGGCCAAACAUUCAUUGAGUGUUACUAGCUCUGCAAUCACAACUUACAAUACUUCUCGGGCGGCCCGUCACCUUAUACACAAAGAUUCAGAUUAAGGGAGAAGCAGUUAAACUCAGUUAUAAGCUUAUGUACAAAUCUUUAGUUACAUUUGCGUGCCUUAAAACUAUACAAGCUUGUAUUGACUAGUAAGACGCCUUGUAUCUAGAUACCUUUCACAGUUUGGUUUCAGUGCCUAUCUUUUGUUAUGUACUUGUGCAUUCGCAUAUAUUUUCAUCAAUGAUCCAGCUUAUUGUGUGUUGUGUUUGAAA